AUGCUUGCUAGACAGUUUGCAUUAGAGUAUCCCCACACAACCAUCUUUGCCACGGCGCCGGCAGCCUUUUCGGCCUCGAUUCUUGCCCUAUCCGUCCGCCAGCAGGUCAGCGCAGUUGCGGACGACCAACUCCUCUUUCUGAGCGACUGGAAGCUAGCAACAACCUCCCUCGCCGAAGCGCUUGACUCGGUCAUCCCCUCCCUACAGGGCCGCCCACGCGAGCUCGCCAGCGCACUCGCAGCCAAAUUCAUCGCCCUAGCCCGCCGCGAUGUACCGCAGCAAGGCCCCCCUAGGCCCUCUACCGCUCCCCAAGCCCACGGCACCCACUGCCCCCCCAGCGAGCUCCUCAGAUCCCGCGGGCCCAGUCCUGGGCCUCGAUAG
Messenger RNA from Penicillium manginii, 381 nucleotides. RefSeq lists its product as uncharacterized. The record is from RefSeq and is a predicted model, not a curated record. The coding region runs from base 1 to 381 and encodes 126 amino acids. Lineage: Eukaryota; Fungi; Ascomycota; Eurotiomycetes; Eurotiales; Aspergillaceae. The transcript has a single exon.